This is a messenger RNA of Fragaria vesca subsp. vesca, 123 nucleotides long. RefSeq lists its product as uncharacterized. The transcript is spliced from 2 exons. The record is from RefSeq and is a predicted model, not a curated record. The coding region runs from base 1 to 123 and encodes 40 amino acids. Lineage: Eukaryota; Viridiplantae; Streptophyta; Magnoliopsida; Rosales; Rosaceae.
AUGUUUCGCAGGAACAAGACAAUUCCACUUGUUAAGGUGCUUUGGAGAAGUCAUCAAGUAGAAGAAGCUACUUGGGAACCGGAGGAGCAAAUGUGGCAUCAAUAUCCCUAUCUCUUUGAUUGA